This is a messenger RNA of Asterias rubens (European starfish), 2069 nucleotides long. RefSeq lists its product as uncharacterized. Bases 380 to 1291 code for a protein of 303 amino acids. Gene Ontology annotation, molecular function: phosphatidylinositol-4,5-bisphosphate phospholipase C activity. Lineage: Eukaryota; Metazoa; Echinodermata; Asteroidea; Forcipulatida; Asteriidae. The record is from RefSeq and is a predicted model, not a curated record. Gene Ontology annotation, biological process: intracellular signal transduction; lipid metabolic process. The transcript is spliced from 8 exons.
UGAGCCUAAAUGUUCACAGGUUUGUUAUUUUUUAUAGAAGUUUAAAUACACGAAGUGUGGGCCUUGAACAGUACUGUUUACCCGAAAGGGUCGAACGGCUUUAACAAAACAAAAUCAUUUUUAAUGAUAACUAGUACAUGUAUGUGUUUACACUAAAACUGCAGUAUUUUUGUGCACAAGCCUACAAAUGUAUGUCCAUGUAGAAAGUGUUUCCUAACCGGUUAUUUUGAUUCCAUGAUCAGUCAUAGGCCCCCUACUGCCCUAAGAGUCAUAGGCCAUGUCAAUCGGGUCUGUCAUAGGCCCCCUACUGCCCAAAGGGUCAUAGGCCAUGUCAAUCGGCUCUGUCAUAGGCCCCCUACUGCCCAAAGGGUCAUAGGCCAUGAUCAGUCAUACUGCCCAAAGGGUCAUAGGCCAUGUCAAUCGGGUCUGUCAUAGGCCCCCUACUGCCCAAAGGGUCAUAGGCCAUGUCAAUCGGCUCUGUCAUAGGCCCCCUACUGCCCAAAGGGUCAUAGGCCAUGUCAAUCGGGUCUGUCAUAGGCCCCCUACUGCCCAAAGGGUCAUAGGCCAUGUCAAUCGGCUCUGUCAUAGGCCCCCUACUGCCCAAAGGGUCAUAGGCCAUGUCAAUCGGGUCUGUCAUAGGCCCCCUACUGCCCAAAGGGUCAUAGGCCAUGUCAAUCGGGUCUGUCAUAGGCCCCCUACUGCCCAAAGGGUCAUAGGCCAUGUCAAUCGGCUCUGUCAUAGGCCCCCUACUGCCCAAAGGGUCAUAGGCCAUGUCAAUCGGGUCUGUCAUAGGCCCCCUACUGCCCAAAGGAUCAUAGGCCAUGUCAAUCGGGUCUGUCAUACAUGUAGGCCCCCUACUGCCCAAAGGGUCAUAGGCCAUGUCAAUCGGCUCUGUCAUAGGCCCCCUACUGCCCAAAGGGUCAUAGGCCAUGUCAAUCGGCUCUGUCAUAGGCCCCCUACUGCCCAAAGGGUCAUAGGCCAUAUCAAUCGGGUCUGUCAUAGGCCCCCUACUGCCCAAAGGGUCAUAGGCCAUGUCAAUCGGCUCUGUCAUAGGCCCCCUACUGCCCAAAGGGUCAUAGGCCAUGUCAAUCGGGUCUGUCAUAGGCCCCCUACUGCCCAAAGGGUCAUUGGCCAUGUCAAUCGGCUCUGUCUGAGGAUGGAACCUAAAGGGUUUCACUUUUUUGCUGGAAAUUUAACUAAAAUGUAUUUUUGGUUUACUGGCUGCAGACAGGUAGGCCAUCGGAGGGUUAAGCUCACUUUUUUAGAGUCCUUGGCUCAACAACCAGAAUAAAUGAAGUUGCUGUAUCAUCACUUCAGACAGACAGAAUCAUGACCACACUACGCCAAUAAUAACAAUUCAAAUGUGUUUUAUUACACACAAUUGCCACAAAAUAGUUCAAACAAAAUACGUUUGUAUGGCUAUAUUACUAAAUUACAAAAUAAUUUGAAGGAAAGUUGAACUAUUUGUAUAACUGUGGUAUUCAUAAUGUACAUGAUUAAUACUGUAUGUUUAGCUUGAAAUGUAUUUCAUGAUUGCAAUAAAAAUGAUGUGACCUGUGACAUCACAUGUUUACCAAAGAACCACCAAGCCUGGACUUCCUGCAGGCACGAUUUGUACACAGCUCAAUGGAAGAAAACAUCAAAUAUUAUAUUAGUUGAGAUUGCACUGCCCAGUUCUCAUCAACUUUUGAUAUAAUAAAAAGGGCAUCUCAAAACUAGUCCAGCUUUUACUUUCACAACUACUGGGUUUAUGUGGACAUUUUGUCACGAAAUGCCAACUUUCCCAUAUGACCAGUGCAGUAUCUUGCCUGCCAGACUAGCCAAAAGAAAAGUACAAGGUCACAAUUACUGUAAACCAAGUUCACAUGGUCACAUGGUCUAGUAGAAAUGCAUCACUCAAGGAAGAAACGGUAACUACACGUAUGUGUAUAAAGAGGUUCCAUGGAACUUGCAUAAAAAGAACAUAUUAAUUUCAUAGUAAACUAGUAGUAGCCAAUAGACCUUUUCGCAAAUACCGUGGCGCGCGCGUAAAGCUUGGAAUUAGGUGCAUUGUGGUCUUGCUGGUAUCC